AUGCGUCUUCCUGUCUUAUUUUUCCUUCUCUUGUGGGCUAAAGCACGGACACUGAAAAAUCUCAAUUAUUCCGUUCCGGAGGAGCAGGGACCUGGAACUGUUAUCGGAAACAUUGCUAAGGAUGCCGGAUUUGGACCGGUGGAGAGAGGGAAAAAAUCGAACUUUAGAGUUCUGGAGAAUUCUGCUCCACAUCUCAUUGAUGUGGAUCCGGAGAGUGGGCUGGUUUUUACCAAACAGCGUAUUGACAGGGAGACAUUGUGCAGACGCAACCCCAAGUGUCAGCUCUCCAUGGAAGUGUUUGCCAACGACAAGGAAAUAUGCAUGAUCAAGAUUGAUGUAGUGGAUAUAAACGACAACUCACCCAGUUUCCCCUCAGAUCACAUCAAUAUAGAUAUUUCAGAGAAUGCAGCUGCUGGGACACGGUUCCCUCUAACAAUUGCGUACGAUUCAGAUUCUGGGCAAAACGGAAUAAAGACUUAUCAGGUCACCAGAGAUGAUUACAAUACAUUUUCUUUGGACUUGAAAUUGAGGGGCGAUGGAACCAUAUAUCCUGAAUUGGUGGUUCAGCGCCCUCUAGAUAGGGAGGAUCAGUCUCAUCACACCCUCCUUUUGACAGCCAUUGAUGGAGGCGAGUAUCCAAGAUCAGGGUCCAUGCAAAUCAAUGUGAGAGUUACUGAUUCAAAUGAUAAUAGCCCAGUAUUUGACAAACCUGCCUACAUGCUGGAGCUCCCUGAAAACUCACCGCCUGGAAGAAUGCUGAUAGAUCUGAAUGCAACUGACCAAGAUGAGGGCAGCAAUGGACAGGUAGUCUAUUCUUUCAGUGGAUAUGCAUCCGAUAGAGUCCAGGAGCUGUUUUCUAUUGACCCCAAAACAGGUGUCAUUAAGAUUCAAGGAGAAAUUGACUAUGAGGAUAGUCCGACCAUUGAAUUUGAUGUGCAGGCCAAGGACCUGGGGCCUAACCCCAUCCCUGGCCAUUGUAAGAUUUCAGUCAAAGUGCUUGACAAGAAUGAUAACUGGCCCGUUAUAAGUUUUGUUUCCGUCCGCCAGGGAGCUAUCAGUGAGGCAGCGCCUCCAGAAUCUGUCAUCGCCCUGGUGAGAGUCACUGAUAAGGAUUCUGGGAGAAAUGGCCAGCUCCAAUGCAGGGUGCUUGGCAAUGUACCGUUCAGGCUGCAGGAAAACAAUGAUAAUUUUUACACUCUGCUCACAGACAGACCUCUAGACAGGGAACUGAAAGAUGAAUAUAAUGUGACCAUAGUGGCCAGAGACAAUGGAAUACCCUCCUUGAAUUACACCAAAUCAUUUCCAGUGAAAAUAUUAGAUGAGAAUGAUAAUGCGCCACGUUUCACCAAGACAGUCUACGUGCUCCAGGUGCCUGAGAACAACAUCCCAGGGGAGUACUUGGGCUCAGUUCUGGCUCAUGAUCCAGAUAUAGGUCCGAAUGGGACUGUGUCCUACUCCAUUUUGCCGUCGCACAUCGGAGACGUGUCAGUUUACACCUACGUGUCUGUCAAUCCUACCAACGGAGCCAUAUACGCCUCAAGGUCUUUCAACUACGAACAAACAAAGUUCUUUGAGUUCAAAGUUCAAGCUAAAGACGCAGGGUCUCCUCAUAUGGAGGGCAGUGCUACAGUCAGGGUCAGUGUGCUUGACGUUAAUGACAAUCUACCAGUUAUUGUAUUACCCCUCCUGCUAAAUGACACUGCGGAAAUCAUGGUCCCUAGAAAUGUAGGCCUGGGGUACGUAGUGACCACGGUGAGAGCAGUUGACCAGGACCACGGUGAGAGCGGUCGUCUGACCUACGAGAUCUGGGAGGGUAACGAGGAGCACCUGUUUGAGAUGGACCCCGUGGCCGGCGAGGUGAGGACUGCCCAUGCUGUGUGGGAGGACGUGGCCCCAGCCGUGGAGCUGGUAGUGAAGGUAACCGAUCAUGGCAAGCCCCCGCUGUCUGCCGUGGCUAAGCUCAUCAUUAAGACCAUCACAGGAGCCAUGGCAGGAGGGGAGUCCAGCGCCAGUGAGGAGCAGCAGCGCUGGGACAUGUCCCUGCCCCUCAUCAUAACCCUCUGCAUCAUCUCCCUCAUGCUCCUGGCUGUCAUGACUACCAUCGCUUUUAAGUCCAAGCAUCAUGAUAAGGAGGCUGGGAAUUAUAACUGCCGUAUGGCCGAGUACCCCAACUCCAAUCCCCCGGUUGGAAACGGCAAGAAGAAGAGGAUCAACAAGAGCGACAUCAUGCUGGUGCAGAGCGAGAUGGAGGAGAGGGACUCUGUGAGCAGGAUGAACGUGGUGAGCAGCCCGUCUCUCAUCUCCUCGCCCAUCUGUUUCCACUACCAAGCGACCAGCCCCCUGCCUCUCACGCUGCCCAGGUCAGAGGUCAUGUAUCUGAAAACCACUUUCAACAGCCUGACGGUACCUCGGGCUGGCUGUCACUCAAGCUUUGCGGGGCUUACCACAGAGACUCCUAUGAAGAGAAUGUCAGUGAUACAGGUAAGAAACAGAGUCAUUGAGUUGUAUUUCUGUCAGCCUUUUAUUCUACCUUAUCUCCGUUCAUGGUAUUCUAAUCUGCCACAAGAGAGGUAAUUCUUCAAAGCAAUACCCACAGGCACCAUGCAAUCAAACUUCCUUGUUAUCAUUUUAGUCAUUUUGCAGACACUCUUAUCCAGAGCAACUUACAGUUAGUGAGUGCAUACAUAAUUUUUUUAUUUUUCAUACUGGCCCCCCAUGGGAAUCGAACCCACAACCCUGGCGUCGCAAACGCCAUGCUCUACCAACUGAGCUACAUCCCUGCCGGCCAUUCCCUCCCCUACCCUGGACGACGCUGGGCCAAUUGUGUGCCGCCCCAUGGGUCUCCCGGUCGUGGCCUGCUACAACAGAGCCUGGAUUCGAACCAGGAUCUCUAGUGGCACAGCUAGCACUGCGAUGCAGUGCCUUAGACCACUGCACAACUCGGGAGGUUUUGCCAAUUGAAGGACUCAAAAAUGCAGCCGAUACAGGAUAAUACGCUACAAGCAUAUUGAAGAAAUAUAUUAAAAUAUAUGUUGGUAGACUGUUUGCAAUCUACUUCUCCUCCACAGAGAUCCUAACAAUUUUGAAAUUGGCCCAUUAUGAGUCACUUCUAGCAGCAACUUACAGGUGGUCUGAAUAAUCAGAAACUCAUUUCUGUUAAGAUAUGCAAACCAUGUGAGUCUUGGACUGCGCUGCUGUGCUGUCACUGCCAAAUCCGCCUGGGAAAACAAAACCCUGCCUGAAAUCUGGGCUUGGACAACAGCUUGUCUGAUCACGUUAGUAAAAUGUUAUGUGCCAGACAGCUAGAUGCACACAGCAUAACCUUACAAUCCCAUUUAUUGCCCUCCACAAACAUGGGCCAGUUCCACAAAUCCAAAUCCAAUGUUGGCAAGAUAAGGCCUUUACUAGGGUCCAGAUCUGCCUUGUACAAAAUGACAGGGUUGCUUAUGCAAGCCAGCAUAUUCAAUUGACAGGGAAUGCAUGUAAUUUUAUUCAGCACAUCAGUAUUUUUCGGGUUGUUAAUGAUGUAAAUAUCUAGGACAGUCUCCGAGAUGAUAACACUGAUGACAAGGUCUGUUGCUAGGGCAUGUUGCUAGGGCAAGUUGCAAGGGCAUGUGAUCAACACAAACACAAUAUUCUCAUGAUGAGUAAAAACGUGGAUGCAGAUGACAGUGGCUGAUGCGUUACUGCUCACAGCCACAUACAGUAUGGACAUGAAGGGGAUUUGAUUAUUUUCUUUUUAUUAACAUGUUUCAUGUAUUCCUAAAUGAUUCAAAUGGACAGAUCGGAAUGCAGGCCAAGCCAUAGCUAUGGACAUGUCCUUUGAAUAUCUCAUGUUGUAAAUAUAUUCUGUUGCACACAUCAAUGGAAAACAAAUUUCUGGAGCACGAUAAACGAAUAAUUAUCUCUGGUUUUAUUCUCAGACGGAUAAUUUCCCCUCGGAGCCCAAUAACGCGGCCAACAGGCAGCCAUUUGCUCAAAGGUAAGGUCACUAAAUGAUAACUACCUAACCACCUGAAUUUACGUUGUAGUCAAUAUCAAGGCAUCAGGCCAAGCAUGUCAAAAAGGGCUCAGGUGCGAUCACAAGACAGGCAGACAGGCAGACAGACAGACAGACAGACAGACAGACAGACAGACAGACAGACAGGCAGGCAGGCAGACAGACAGACAGACAGACAGACAGACAGACAGACAGACAGACAGACAGACAGACAGACAGACACCACCAAUGAGAUAUUUUUUUAUUGAAUGUUUCUCUCCCCAUCCUGCAGCAGCUCAACGUUUAAGGAUGCAGAGCGAGCGAGCCUCCGAGACAGUGGCCAUGGUGAUAGUGACCAGGCUGAUAGUGACCUGGAUACUAAUAAAGGCUCCGCCUGCGACACGUCUGCCAGGGAGGCCCUCAAGAUGAAAGCCACAGCAGUUAAUGGCCAGCCUCUCGACCAGGGUGAGUGGAAGCUAUCUCUCUGACAUCUUGAAGACGCUUAACAGACCCUUGCAUCAGACCCUUGUUUUCCCAAUCACUGCACCAAGCCAACAUGAC
Messenger RNA from Coregonus sp. 'balchen', 4540 nucleotides. NCBI's taxonomy places the organism in Eukaryota, Metazoa, Chordata, Actinopteri, Salmoniformes, Salmonidae. The record is from the annotation of a GenBank genome assembly.